GCGGUGUGCAUUCGCCAGGUGUAUAAUGAGGAAAAGGAAGUCUCCGGAAACCUCCCCUAGCAUUCCAGGAGGCGAAAGCUAUGCACUGCGCAGAGGCUGGGAAGGCUUUAAUUAAAUUCAACCACUGUGAGAAAUACAUCUACAGCUUCAGUGUGCCCCAGUGCUGCCCUCUCUGCCAGCAGGACCUGGGCUCGAGGAAGCUGGAGGACGCACCUGUUAGCAUCGCUAAUCCAUUUACUAAUGGACAUCAAGAAAAAUGUUCAUUCCUCCUCAGACCAACUCAGGGGACAUUUCUUAGGGAGUAUGAUGGAAGGUCUGAUCUUCAUGUUGGAAUAACUAACACAAAUGGGGUUGUGUAUAAUUACAGUGCACAUGGUGUCCAGCGAGACGGAGAAGGGUGGGAAGAGAGCAUAAGCAUCCCAUUACUGCAGCCCAACAUGUAUGGAAUGAUGGAGCAAUGGGACAAGUACCUGGAAGACUUCUCCACCUCGGGGGCCUGGCUGCCUCACAGGUAUGAAGACAACCACCAUAACUGCUACUCUUACGCACUCACGUUCAUUAACUGCGUUCUGAUGGCAGAAGGUAGACAGCAACUGGACAAGGGUGAAUUUACAGAGAAGUACGUGGUCCCGCGGACAAGGCUGGCAUCCAAGUUCAUCACACUCUACCGGGCGAUACGGGAGCAUGGCUUCUACGUCACUGACUGUCCCCAGCAGGAGGCACAUGAGGGCGGCGGUUUGUGCUGAGAGCUAUGUAAGCGCAGCCUGGACGCUGGAGGGUAGGGUGGUUGCUACCUUUAAUCAGUACUAUGGAUUUCUAAAUGCAUUUAACUGUGGUUAAUAAAAACGUGUAUGGGCCAGG
Pan troglodytes (chimpanzee) is the source of this 861-nucleotide messenger RNA. RefSeq names its product MKRN2 opposite strand (gene MKRN2OS). Lineage: Eukaryota; Metazoa; Chordata; Mammalia; Primates; Hominidae. The transcript is spliced from 4 exons. The record is from RefSeq and is a predicted model, not a curated record. Bases 81 to 746 code for a protein of 221 amino acids.